AUGGCCUCCUGGCGCAGAAUGACUAUCGAAGACGUCCCCGACCUCCUGCGAGUCGCCGACCAAGUCCACCCGGGUCUGCCUGAGAGCGGCAACGUCUUCGGCGAGCGCGUGAAGCUCUUUCCAGAGGGCUGCCUGAUUCUCGCCAACCAAGACAAGGUGUACGGCUACGCGAUUUCCCACCCCAUCCGCCAGCGGCAGCCCCCCGCCCUAGACACCCUGCUCGGCGGGAUCGCGCCGGACGCGGACCAACUCCUCGAAGUGGCCGGCCGGUAUCCGACGGCCUGUCUCGUCUCGGUCUACGGCACGGCACCGUUCUGGAGCCGCUUCGGCUUCGAGCCCGAACAGGUCGAUCUAGCUCUGCUCGAAAAACUGCGCAACUACGGAGACGAUGCCGUUUACCUAUCGCGGAGAAGUGGCUGA
Molecule: messenger RNA, 420 nt
Organism: Dichotomopilus funicola
Lineage: Eukaryota; Fungi; Ascomycota; Sordariomycetes; Sordariales; Chaetomiaceae
Product: putative gcn5-related n-acetyltransferase
Exons: 2
Coding region: 1-420 (139 amino acids)
Source: RefSeq, a predicted model, not a curated record